This is a messenger RNA of Gadus macrocephalus (Pacific cod), 1594 nucleotides long. RefSeq lists its product as uncharacterized. Bases 1 to 1449 code for a protein of 482 amino acids. The transcript has 11 exons. Gene Ontology annotation, biological process: nervous system development; neurogenesis. The record is from RefSeq and is a predicted model, not a curated record. NCBI's taxonomy places the organism in Eukaryota, Metazoa, Chordata, Actinopteri, Gadiformes, Gadidae.
AUGGUACUGUGUCUGUGCGUUGUUCACCAACCCUGUUAUGUGCGCACACAACCCGUGCAGAUCGAAAUCGAGAAGCUGAAGUCGGAGAACGACCGUCUGAAGCUGGACAGCCACGGCUGCAGCCGAGCCGGCUCCCAGGUCUCCAUCUCCUCCUCCCCUCACCACACCACCCAGAACCCAGGCCCCGGGCCGGGCCUGUCGGAGCACAGCCUCAACCUCACCACCAGCGAGUCCACCAGCCUGGACAUGCUCCUGGACGACACCAGCUGCGACGGGGGGGGGAAGGAAGGAGGGGAGACACGUCAAGAUCGUGGUCAGCCUGGACCACGAGGACAGCCAGUGGGCGGAGCAGGAGAUUCGGCCCGGGACUUCCUGAUUGGCUGCAUCGGAGUGAGCGGGAAGACCAAGUGGGACGUCCUGGACGGGGUGGUCCGGCGGCUGUUCAAGGAGUACGUGACCCACGUGGACCCCAGCAGCCAGCUGGGCCUGUCCACGGACAGCGUGGAGGGCUACCGCAUCGGGGACAUCCAGCGGCUGAGCGCGCACGGCUCGGCCCAGGCCCCGGAGCUGCUGCCCUGUGGCUACCUGGUGGGGGACAGCAACACCAUCAACAUCCGCCUCAAAGACGUGAACUGCGACAGCGUGGACUCCCUGGUGUUCGACACGCUGAUCCAGCGGCCCGUGCUGCAGCGCUACGUCUCUCUGCUGCGGGACCACCGCCGCAUCAUCCUGUCGGGGCCCAGCGGCACGGGCAAGACCUUCCUGGCCCACCAGCUCUCGCGCCACCUGCUGCGGCAGGAGGGCCGCACGCCCAGCCCCGCACCGUGCACACCUUCAACGUGGACCACAAGUCCAGCAAGGAGCUGCGGCAGUACCUCUCCAGCCUGGCGGAUCAGUGCAGCGGGGAGCCGGCGUCAGAGAGCCCCCUGGUGGUCAUCCUGGAUAACCUGCACCACGUCAGCUCCCUGGGGAGAUCUUCAACGGCCUCUUCAGCAGCAAGUACCAGUACUGCCCGUACAUCAUCGGCACCAUGAGCCAGGCCACGUCCUCCGCCCCCAACCUCCAGCUGCACCACAACUUCAGGUGGGUGCUGUGUGCCAACCACCUGGAGCCGGUGAAAGGCUUCCUGGGCCGCUUCCUGCGCAGGAAGCUGAUCGAGACGGAGAUCGGCAGCCGCUCGCGCAACCUGGAGCUGGUGAAGGUCGUCGACUGGAUGCCGCGCGUGUGGCACCACCUCAACCGCUUCCUGGAGGCGCACAGCUCCUCCGACGUCACCAUCGGCCCCCGUCUGUUCCUCUCCUGCCCCAUGGACGUGGAGGGCUCCCGGGUGUGGUUCACCGACCUGUGGAACUACUCCAUCAUCCCCUACAUGCUGGAAGCCAUCAGGGAGGGGCUGCAGCUCUACGGUCGCCGGGCAGCCUGGGAAGACCCCGCCCACUGGGUGAUUGACACCUACCCCUGGUCGGCCACGCCCACCCCAGCCGAUUGGCCGCCGCUGCUGCAGCUCCGCCCAGAGGACGUGGGGUUUGACGGUUACUCCGCCCCCAGAGAGGGGGCCCGCAAAGAGCCCCCCCAGAGCGACAGUGAUGCAGAC